AUGACACUCUUUGUAUCAAAUCCAAUCCAAAAGCAACAAGAAAUUGCUGUAGAAAAACUUCCAGUUCAGUUUGGGUUCACUAUUCGUGAAGUUUCACAUGCUAUACCAGCUCUAUGUGGAGAUUACCAAAUACCUAUUUCUUGGCAACCAUUACAGCCAGGUAAAAUCUCUUGCCAACUUGUAUUUUUGUGGAACACAAGAUUCAGAUUUACUGUUUACUUGAUGGGAGAAGCUAUGGAAGCAACUAAAGCACAAACAACUAGGAAACCACUCACUACUACAUCCAGACUUAACACAACAAGAGUACAACCAACUACCACUCAAAAACCUGAAGAAACAACCUUUAACUUAUCCACUUGUAAUAUUUCUGCCAUUCUCCCAAAUGAAAAUUCCUCAAUGAUUGUUAGAAGAACUCAACCAGUAACCAAAACAACAGCACCAACAGAGCAAUCAAGAUUGGAAAAAUCUACACUCAUCAACAAGACUAAGAUUCAAAAGACUGAAAAGAUGAAAAAGGAAACAUCAUCAAUUAUUGGACAAUCGAGAGCUGUAGCUUCUAAUUCAUCAGCUCUUACUAAUAACAGUCUUUCCACAACUCAGAAGAGAAUCAUUCAAAGUACUGCUAGGUCUGAAAUUCAAAAAAUUUUAGAAAAACAAAAAGAAUUGGAAAAAUCCCUUCCUGUAAAUAUGGCACAAUUGGUUCACGAGCUCAAGAAUUUCGGCAUUGGAAUUCAUCAAAUUUCAUUAAUUCAAGGUUAUAAGGAUAUUAGAGUUGCAAUGCUUCUUCAAUGGAUUCAAGCUGUAUUGGAAAGGUAUGAUAAUCUGCCUGCCAAAUACAAAGUUUGGAACUUUUCAUCUCCUUCGCUUAAAACUGAAGAAGAAAUAGUAUUUAACCUUGUUUCUAAUCAAUAUAGACUUCCAUCUCCUCUCCCUCUCGAAGAAAUAUUACCUAGAGAAGAGAAUAGAGAUUUCUUGCACCAUUAUCAAUAUUCCAACAAUGGAUGUUGGAGUGCCUCAUUCUCUCCAACUAAAAUUCAAAAGAAGACAGUAGAAAUCAGUAAGGAUUAUGAUGAACAUCAAAUGGUCUGUAAAAUUGGCCACUUAUUCAAUCAAUUAUAUUUACAUAAGGAGAAUGUCAUUCAAACUAAGGCCCUUGUUGUCAUUCAAAAUUGGAUGCACACUAUUUACAUGCAAAAAAGACUCCACAAUUUACGAGAUGCCUCUACAAUUAUAGAAGCCCGUACUCGUGCUAAUAUUGAAAGAAAGAAGUUGGAAUUCCUUAGACAACAAAGAAAACACAGAAUUCUAAUGGAAUUGACAGUCAGACUACAAGCAAUGGCUAGAGGAUAUCUUUGUAGAAAGAAUACUGUAGUUCAAAAGAAAGAAGUCACCACUCUUCAAGCUUUAUCUAGAGCAUUUGCAGAUCAAAAGAAAGUCUUUGAAUUCAAACAAUCUGCUCUCAAUAUUCAAUCUAUUAUGAGAAGCUUUAUUGAAAGAGAAUCUCAUCUCGAUGACAUUUAUGACGUUGAAGUAACUCAAGCUGUCAUUAGGGGUUAUCUUUCAAGAAAGCAAUUCUACCUUGACUAUGCCGAAUUGUUGGACUAUUUUAAUGAAAUAGAAAUGCAAAACUUUGAGUCAUAUAUUGAAAAUGCUUUGGAAGAAGAUGAAUCUGCUAUUGUUCUUCAACAAUCAAUGGUAAGAGGUUUGGUUGAAAGAAGAAAGGUAUUGGAUUCUAUUUCUCUAAUCUCUGAAUCACAAGCCUUAGUUAGAGGUAAAGAAGAGAGAUCUCAAUUCGCUCAAGACAAGGCUGAUAUAAUAUCGAUUCAAUCUUUGGCAAGAAGCCUUUUUGCAAAAAGACAAUUUGCUGAAGAACAGAAGAAGAUCGUCAUUAUGCAAGCUAUUUCUAGAGGAUUUAUUGAAAAGUCUCAUCAAAAAUACCAAGAAUCAAGAGUUCAAAUCAUGCAAUCCUUGCUAAGACGAGUUAGAACUGAGAAUGCAAUGAUUGAAUCCACUGAAAGAAUUACAUCAAUGCAAUCUCUUAUGAGAAGAUUCACUCUUGAGUGUGAUACUUUGAUGGACAGAUACCGUGCUUACAUUCUAUCCGCUAUUAUUUUGGGAAGUUUGGAUAGAAAGAACAAGGAGGAAUCUUUCGAUAGAGUCACUACCUUGCAAGCCCUUAUCAGAGGUCGUCUCCAACGUAACAAUCAACAAAGACAAACAGAAUCGCUCAUGGUAAUACAAAGAGCUAUGAGAGAUGGAUUCUUUAGAAAGAUGUACAAUAACUUUGUUGGAUCUGUUCUUUCACUUCAAUCCAAUAUGAGAAGACAUCAAGUCCAACAAGAAAAAGAGGCAAGCAUUAAUUCCAUCACAUUGUUGCAAACAUUAAUCAGAGGUUUCAGAGAUAGAAAGAAUCACUCAAUCGAAACCAAUAGAGCUGUUUCUCUUCAAACUACCAUCAGAAGUUUCAGAGAAAGAGAAAAGGCCAACCUUAUGCAACAAGGUAUUCUCUCUAUCCAAGCUUCCCUUAGAGCUAAGAAUGAUAGAGAAAGUAUUUUGGAUGACUAUUAUGACAUCUAUCUUAGUCAAGCAAUCAUUAAGGGCGUACUUGCUCGUGUCUCAUUCUAUUGUGAAACCUUUGAUGUUAUCAGCUGCCAAGCUUCUAUUAGAGGAUUCUUGGAAAGAAAGAGAGUCCAACAACAAAUGUGCACCAUUGUUGAUACUCAAACCAUGAUUAGAGCAACACAAGCCCAAAAUGAAUUCAUCCAAGACAGAGAACAUACUAUUGUUGCUCAAACAUCUAUCAGAAGAUUUUUGGAAGAGAAAAAGAGAAGCCAAGAAGAAGAUAGAGUUUUGGUGUUGCAAGCACUUGCAAGAAGACAUGUUACUGCAAGAUUUAUCAAUCAUAUUAAGAGUGUUUCACAUCAAAUGCAUGAUGCUGCAACAAAAAUCCAAAAGGUUUUCAGAGGCUUCAUGGUUAGACGUUGUAAUGCUGAUCAAGUCAAUGCUAUCAGAGAAAGAAUUACAACCUUAUCUGCCAAUGUUGAUGAAAGAAAGAAACUCAAGUAUAGAACCCAACGUUCUUUGGAAGUAUUGCUCAAAUCCAACUCUGUUAAUCAAGUCAUGAGUGCAUGUGCUAACUUGGCUACAACCACAACAUGGAGUGAUAGUUGUUGUGAAAGUUUGGUUACCAACAAUGCAGUUCCUAUUUUGUACAGCUUUAUCAAGAUGCUCAAUAGAUCCAAACCUCAUACUGAACUUCUUAUUCACAUUCUUGAUAUAUUACUUAAUUUGACAAGAAUUAAGUAUUUGAAUUGUCUGGUUCACGAAAAGAAUGAAUGGUUCGAAAUUUUAUUCGAUCAACUUCAAAUUUACAGAGAAAGAGAAGAAAUAUUCAUGAGAGCUCUUUCACUAAUUAAGAAGGCAGACACAAAGAGAUUGAAAGCCGUCAGAGAAGACUUGUUGAAGAGAUGUGUUUCAUUAUCCAAGUUGAUGCAAAGAAAGUAUGCCACAGAUAAGAAGAAACAAAAUCUGAACAAGAGCAAUCUCAACUCUUCAAUUCUUAACAAUAGUAGCAUGUUGAACAUUUCAAUGAACAGCAGUUCGUUAGGUAGAAAAUCAUCAGGUAAUAUUUCAGGUGUUGGCCACUCUGUAUCAAGCGUGAUGGUUACUUACGAAAAUUUGCAAGAACUUAUUGAAAUGUUGAGCAAAUUGAAAUAA
Naegleria gruberi is the source of this 3717-nucleotide messenger RNA. RefSeq lists its product as uncharacterized. Bases 1 to 3717 code for a protein of 1238 amino acids. NCBI's taxonomy places the organism in Eukaryota, Heterolobosea, Eutetramitea, Acrasida, Naegleriidae. Gene Ontology annotation, molecular function: protein binding. The record is from RefSeq and is a predicted model, not a curated record. The transcript has a single exon.